Messenger RNA from Peromyscus californicus insignis, 5350 nucleotides. Its product is annotated as zinc finger protein 664-like. NCBI's taxonomy places the organism in Eukaryota, Metazoa, Chordata, Mammalia, Rodentia, Cricetidae. The record is from RefSeq and is a predicted model, not a curated record. Gene Ontology annotation, biological process: regulation of immune system process; regulation of cytokine production; negative regulation of transcription by RNA polymerase II.
UCAGAAAGGAGAAAAGAGAAUGGAAGAACUAGACGGGUAAGAACUUGAAAGGAACAAACUGAGAUGGGGAAGAGCUAGAUUGAAGGGCUAGAAGAGAGUACUAGAGGAAUGAGAUGGAAGAUGAGGAUGAUGAGCCAGUUGGGGAACAACAAGGUGAGGAAGAACGAGAUGAGGAGAGAGAAGGAGAUGGGAGAAAAGAUGAUAUGGGAAGGAACAAGAUGGAUGAGAACCUAGAAGGGGCAGAACAAGAUGAAGGAAUUAAGAUAGAACCCAGAGGGGACCGCGGACAAGUGUAGAGAGAAAUCAGGCAAGAAAAGACCUAAAUAUGAGAGCAGAAUAUAAGCUUGUAACUGUCACAGAAUAAUAAAGUAUAUGGACUAAGGAGUUUCGUGUACAUAGAUUCAUUUCUUCUCAUCAAAGAUUAAUUAUCAGCUGGUUGUAGAUUCUUCCCGGACCCUGGGAGGGGACUAUCGAGGGGCUGGACCCCCAUAGUCCCCGAUAUUAUGCCUUUCAUAGUAAUUUUCAAACAUCUCUUGCUUGACAGCUUUGUAAAGUAGGAACAUAGAAAUGAGCACAGAUCAUGUAGAUAUAUGUAAGAACAUACUAUUUGCAAAUAUGAAUGCUUCCAUUUUUGUGAGACAAGAAAGCUGGUGAACCAAGAUUGAAACACCAACUCGGAGCUCUAAAGAAAAGUAGGCAUUAGCAGGUGACAUCAUGCUAAGGUGCAUGUCAGUCUUCAUGGAAACUCACUGUGUAAAGAAGCUUUCACUGCUGGCCUAAUAUGUCAGCUUGUGUCCUUGGCAUUGGUACACAUAAAUACAGGAGCAGGUGAUAAAUCUUGUUAUGUGUUUUAGCAAAUGUGUCAUCAAUUAGUCAUCUUUUAAUGUUAUAGUCAGUUCACAUUGGCCUUGAGUAUAAACAUACUGUUUAUGCAUGAACAUCAUCUUGGCUGGGGAAAUGGCACAGUGAGUAAGAGUGCUUGCUGUACACUUAUACUGACCUGAGUUUGAGUCCCCAGCACCCACAUAAAAAGCUGAGCUUAGCCACAGAACACUGAUUGCUGCAAGUCACAGAAAUAUGAAGUAGGAACUCAGCUGGCACUGACAAGGCUAACCCAUCAGAGCCAAGGGUUCUGUUGGAAGUUAAAGCCAAAACUUGAGUUUUGGUGAUACUGUAUUAGCUGUUUCCUACAGUGAAUUUCUUGUGUGCUAUUGUACCCUUCCCAUCUGAUUCUUUUCCCAAGAACUUCUAACAGUAUGAUUGAUCAUUUAUUGGGCACAACUUCCCCUAUACAUUUCGGGUGUUUGGAUAACAUUCCCCCAGCUGUGUAUGAAAACAGUCACACAGUCAAAACCUGUUUGCCACAACCAGGUCUUUGUUCCUCUCUCCAAUGUAAAACUGAGAGGUCUGCCUUUCUGCAGUUAUCUUCAUUGGCAGGCAUUUGGUCAGUGUUAAGUGUCCAGGCAAAAGUACCUCAUUUGAAACAUUCUCAGACACCCAAGGACAUUUGUUGAUUCACAGCCUUUAGAUAGACAGGUAACAAGCGUGCCCUGGGCUCACCCUUCCUAGAGACAGGAAAGUGCUGCUCCAGGCUAAGCUCACACUAACCAAUUCCUAACUCCUUGUACUUUCACCUUGGUUUACUACUCAGUUUAUUAUCUAACCACACUUAGGAGUGCAGUAUUACACACAGAUUCCCCUUUUUCCCUUCUUAGAUUUCCCUAUUGAUUUAAGGUCUCUCUCCAUCUUUUGACCCCAUUCCCUUUAAGAGUUCACUGAGGCUUUUACAAGUCACCCCUCGAGUCAUAAGAAAGCCUGACAAUCACUGCCUGGUGUAAACUCUUAUCUACUUUUUUUUUUUUUUUUUGUUUUGUUUUGUUUUGUUUUUUUCGAUCUUAUCUACUUUUAUGACCCUGAAAGAAUUCAAGCCUUGUGGCCUUGCUUUGGCCAGAGAAUUGCUGAUUGUAUGUGUAUAAAACCUGGAAACUUUAGAGACUCAAGGUAGAACAAAGAACAGCACAGAAAUGUAUGAGAGAAAAGUUGUAGACUGAGAAUUGACUUAGAAGAAUAAAAUGAAUGGACUGAAAGAGCUUGGUGUGUGUAGAUUCAUUCAAUAUUCCUAAGAUUAGAUUCUCAGCUGGUGGUAGAUCCUUGCCCAGACCCUGGGAAAGGGCUAGCUGGGGCUUGACCCCAAUAGUCCUUGUUAACUGGUAAUCUCAGCAGAGAGGGACAGACACAGAGUAUGGCUGUGGCUUCCUGUCUGCCAGCCUAACUCUGGGUUCAGUGAGACCUUAUCUCAAGAGAAUAAGAUGGAGAGUGAUAGAGAAUGAUGUUCUCUGGCCUCUGUGCACCCACAAGUGUGCAGGCAUAUAUGCAUAUAUGCAAAGAAUUUUUUUUCGAUUCUCUGGAUUUUAAAGACAGGAAAGCUGCCUAGACAUAGUAGUACCCACAGUGGUAGACUGAGCCCUUCUACAUCAUUUAGCAAGGAAAUGAUGCAUAUACAUACCCAUUGUAUGAUGGCAGCAAUUCUUCAAUCAAGGUUUCCUCUUCUCUGGUGUGUCAACACCUAGGCAGUCUCUAUCUAGGUUGGUCCCACCCACCAUUGACUUCAGCCAGUGUCUGCUUUGAUAUUUUAAUAGGCACCUAGGUUAACCAUUUGUCCUGUAUUUCUUUGAGGCCUAAGACCCUGGCCCUGAGAUGGGCCAGUUUGAGACAAGAGAGAAGAACCCGAGAUACUGUGGCUGAUUUGCAGUAGCCUGCUUCUUUAGGCCUGAUCCCAUAGCCCCUCUGCAGUUCUCUCUUGGACAGAGUUAAGAAGCAGUGUGCUGUGACUUGACAGUUCUCUAUAGUACCUGGCUCCAUGCUCCCUUGUCAUGUACACUAUGCUGAACCAAAUCACACGAUAUGAAAGAUCCUGUCCACUAAAAGGUUAUUUUUUUAAAAAAAUCAGACUUUUAAUUUGUUCUGGAGAGUAAUCUGAGACAACUCAGGAUGAUAGCUCAGGGGUGAAGGCUGCUCUCUGAAGCUCUUCUGACCUCGCCUCCCCUUCUCAAGGUCAGUCUGUCAGCCUCUGCCUGCCCCUCGCUCCCUCACCUCCCCGUCUCUGUCUAGUGCCUUCCCUUCCACCUCGAGGACGGAUCAUGGCUUGAGGCACUUCAUAAUAAACCUGAAAAGGAUUUAUUUAUGUGUCAGCUUUCCUUUGUUGAAGGACUGCUGCAGCUUUUUACUUCUUAACUGCUGGAAUGUAUCGUUUAUAACGUUUCCAUUAGCAUACAUUAAUUAUACGUAAUAUUUCAUGGUAACAUUUUCAUUCAUGUACAUAAUGUACCUUGUUUAUAUCGCAUACACAGACCCCCCUCUUGUCCCUCUCCCUCUCUCCUUGACUCCUUUCAUCUAUCAUGUCUUUGUGUGUCUCUCUGAGUUUCAUUAGGGUUGUUGACAGGAGAGGAAGAGGUGCUGUCAGAGUUGGGAGGAUAACAUCCUGUCACUCAGGGCUCCGAGACUGAAUCUGUGGGCACCAGCAAUGACGGCCGCAGAAGCGGCAGGUACGAACUCUCCAAUCAGGAGUGCCGAGAGGCAGGGCCUUGUCUGCCAUCUUUCUUCCUGGCGGCUCUCAGCAACCAACUGAGGGAGUCCGGGUCGGUUUAGCUUCCUAGACUGUGUGACGUCUAUCCCUAGGAGCCGUCUUGAGAUCCAUAGGACAGGAAACUGCCGGUGCAGACGAAGAUGUACGCGGGUUGUGUGAGCGGCCCAAUCAGCAGCGCCGGUGGGCUGAGCGAAAGCGCCUCACCCGCCAUCUUUCUUCCUGGCGCCUCCAUCCUCACUGCUGUGGGCCGUGGGUCAGUGACCUUUGAGGAUGUGGCUGUGAAGUUCACCCUGGAGGAGUGGACUUUGCUGAAUCCUUUACAGAAAAAUCUCUACAGAGCUGUGAUGAGAGAAACCAUCAGGAACCUGCAUGCUAUAGGACAGAAAUUGGGAGAACAGAACACUGAAAAUGAGUACAAGAAUCCCAGGGGAAAUCUGAGAUGUCAAGUGGUAGAGAGGCUCUGUGACUAUGAAGGUAGUCAUUGGGAAGAAAUCUUCAAAGAGAUUCCAGAUCCUGUGGUGAACCAAAAAACUGGAGAAAAGCCAUGUGAAGGCCCUGGGUGUGAAGACUUCAUUGGUCCUUCAUCCCUAAAUGUGUCCCUCAGAUAUCAGACUAGAUGCAUAACUCAUAUGUAUAAAGAACAUGGUGGGAAGCCUAAGGAAUGUGGGGAGGCUUUCUGUUCUCCCCAAAGCUUUCAGAAGCAUGAACAAAUUCAUAUGAGAGAGAAAUCCUAUGUCUGUAAACAGUGUGAUAAAACCUUUAGGAAUCUCAGUUCUCUUCAAAAUCAUAAAAGGAUUCACACUAGAGAGAGAAAGCAUGAAUGUAAACAGUGUGGGAAAUCUUUUAAGAGACACAGUGAUGUUCAAGUACAUGAGAGAAGUCACACUGGAGAGAAACCCUAUGUAUGUAAGCAUUGUGGGAAAGCCUUCACUCAAUCCAGAUACCUUCAAAUACAUGAAAGAAGUCACACAGGACAGAAACCCUAUGUGUGUAAGCAAUGUGGGAAAGCCUUCACUCAAUCCAGAUACCUUCAAAUACAUGAAAGAAGUCACACAGGAGAAAAACCCUAUAUAUGUAAGCAUUGUGGGAAAGCCUUCGCUCAAUCCAGUUACCUUCACAUACAUCAAAGAAGUCACACUGGAGAGAAACCUUACUCAUGUAAGCAAUGUGGGAGAGCCUUCACUUUUUCCAGUUCCCUUCAAAGUCAUGUUGUAGUUCACACAGGAGAAAAACUCUAUGUAUGUAAGCAUUGUGGGAAAGCCUUCGCCCAGUCCAGUUACGUUCACAUACAUCAAAGAAGUCACACUGGAGAGAAACCUUACUCAUGUAAGCAGUGUGGGAAAGCCUUCACUUUUUCUAGUUCCCUUCGUAGUCAUGAUGUAGUACACACAGGAGAAAAACCUUAUGUUUGUAAGCAUUGUGGGAAAACCUUUGGUCGUUACAGUAGCAUUCACAAACAUGAAAAGACUCAUAGUGAAAAUAGACUCUCUUAGUAUAAUAAAUGUGAUUUCCACAUUUCAGUUGCUCUGAUUCCUUUCAAAUAAUAGCUGACACUGGUAAGAAACCCAAGGUUUGUAUGCAAUAUUUGAUGCCUUCGUUUAUCCAGUUCUCAUUGAUACCAAGAAAGGAUUCACACUGUGUUUGUUGAAUAUUAUUUUGAGAUGUGUUACAUUUGUUUCUACUGUGAAUCAUUUGUUUUAAUGAUGCAAAGAUGUGUGUAGUGUGAAUUCUAAUUGGUCUUAACAAUAAAAACCUGGAGUCAGA